GCUAAUCCAAUGGCUGUUUGCGCCAGGAAGGGCAGGGGUGGGAACGGAACGGAACACCCUGAACCACGUUUCUCCUGGACCCCAACUUGGAAGCCGCUCCUCCUCCUUUAACCCGGGUUAUUUAUGGAAGAGUUGCGCGGCCCAGGUGGUUGCCUUAGUGAUGGAUGGGGAGUCGGAACCAAACCCUGUCGUGGCAGAAGAGGCAGGGGAGCGGGUGGAGCCCAUGGAUGCCACUCCCUCCCCCGAGCGUCCGGCCACGCCCCCCUCCGAGGAGUCUGGGGAGGUAGUUUCCAUGGUAACGGAAGAUGUAGCCACAAAGGAGGAUGGCACAGAGGACAAUGACGACGAUGUGGUUCUUGUCGGAGAGGAGGCUCCCCAGCCUUCUGCCACAACAUUCUCCCAGGACACCCCCAGCAUAGACUGCCUAGAACCGGCUGCUGCCGUGGCAACUGUAGACAUGUCCACAGCGGCAAUGCCUUCCAAGACUCCCAGUUCUCCUGCGUCUUCCAACGCAACCACGGUGGCAGCACCACCGAAGCCUCCAACGGUGGCAGAGCCUAUUGUCAUUGACGACGAGGAGGACUCUGAGCAGAAAGACACUUCCUCCUCACCGGUGCCCCCUGGAGGCUCGUCUGCGUCACAUUCACCAGGUGCACUCAGCAGCACUGAGCCAGAUUCAGAGAUCAAGAUCGCCAGUGUCACCACGCUGGGCUCCAGUAGCCAGAAAGGAAGCGCAGUGAAUUCUCCACCACAUCCAGUGGAUGACCAGGCAGACAUGAACUUGAUGAUAACCUCGGUGACAUCACUGCAGGAGGGUGAAAGCCAGGUGGAGGAAAAUGGUCUGCAGAUCAGCAACGCGUUCAGCCUGAAUCCGGAGACCCCAUCUGGUCGACCAACCGCCUCCUUCAACCCUGGGCGGGGCUCAGGGCCCCUGGGCCAGCUGGUACAGAAUGGAGACACAGGGACACACAACAGAGCAGAUUCAUGGAUAUCUCAGUCGGCUUCAGUCCCCCGCAACCAAAAACAGACAGGGGUGGACUCCCCGUCGCCCGCCACCUCACUGCCCAAACCUCCAGGCCAGUCUUCCUCAUCUACUUCCUCCUCAGGCUCUCAGCCACAACCCAGGACAGUCAAGGUGACCUGUGCAAACUGUAAAAAGCCUCUGAAGAAAGGCCAAACGGCCUACCAGCGUAAAGGCUCCACACACCUGUUCUGCUCGACCACCUGUCUUUCUGCCUUCUCACACAAACCCGCCCCCAAGAAGAGCUGCACCAUGUGCAAAAAGGAUAUCACAAACAUGAAGGGUACCAUCGUGGCGCAGGUUGACUCCAGCGAGUCCUUCCAGGAGUUCUGCAGCACCGGCUGUUUAGGUGCAUAUGAGAACAAGCAAAAUCCUCCCAAAUCAGGCCUCAAAACCAAAUGCACUGUCUGCGGCAAACUCACGGAGAUUCGGCAUGAGGUUAGCUUUAAGACCGUGACCCAUAAGAUCUGCAGCGACACAUGUUUCAACGUUUACCGCAGGGCCAACGGGCUCAUUAUGAACUGCUGUGAGCAAUGUGGUGACUACCUGCCCAGCCGGGCAUCAGCCAACCACUCCCUACUGGUCGAUGGCCAACAGAAACGCUUCUGCUGCCAGAACUGCAUCAAGGAGUACAAGCAGGUCCACAGUAAACUUGCGAGCUGUCUAACUUGCAAAACGCUGAUCAAGACCGGCGAAGUGCUCCACAGCCUCGGAGCAGGCGGCACAAUGGGUUCAUACUGCUCUGUCAACUGUAUGAACAAGGGCAAGUUGGCAUCAACGUCCUUCCUCAACACAGAGCCCACGUGUCACUUCUGUAAGAGGAAUUCAUUACCGCAGUACCAGGCCACGCUGCCAGAGGGAAACAUCCUCAACUUCUGCAGCUCACAGUGUGUUACCAAGUUCCAGAAUGCCACUCUUCAAACAGCCACCAAUGGACAGACGCCUCUCUCUACUACCAACAACACUGUCCAGCUGAAAUGCAACUACUGUCGAGGAGCAUUCAGCUUGAAGCCCGAAAUUUUGGAGUGGGAGGAUAAAGUCUACCAGUUCUGUAGUAAGACGUGCUGUGAGGACUACAAGAAACUCCACUGCAUUGUGACGUUUUGUGAGCACUGCCAAGAGGAGAAGACACUACAUGAGAUGGUCAAGUUUUCAGGGGUCAAGAGACCAUUCUGCAGCGAAGGCUGUAAGCUGUUAUUUAAGCAGGAUUUUAUCAAGCGGCUGGGUCUAAAGUGUGUGAGCUGUAACCACUGCAACCAGCUCUGUAAGAGAGGUGUGACCCGGCAACUCGGCGGCAUGACUCGGGACUUCUGCAGCGAGACAUGUGCCAAGAAGUUCAACGACUGGUACUACAAGGCGGCGAGGUGUGACUGCUGUAAGGUGCAGGGAAAUCUGACAGAAAAUGUGAUGUGGAGAGCAGAGAUGAAGCAUUUUUGUGACCAGGAGUGUCUGUUGAAGUUCUACUGCCAGCAGAACGAACCCAUCAUGGUCACACAGAAAGGACCCGAGAACACUACCCUAGGGCUUGAUGUGCAAGGGACCAAACUUGGACUGGUCAACCAGAGUACUGCGGCAUACACAGGUGGAGGUUUGAUGAGAGAUGUCAAGAACAAGGCCGUGCUCUGCAAGCCGCUCACCCUCACCAAGGCUACUUAUUGCAAGCCACAUAUGCAGAGCAAACUUUUACAGACAGAUGUAGAUGAUGGUGUGAAGAGGGAGUAUAUUCCUGUACCAAUACCUGUACCCGUCUUCAUCCCCAUGCCCAUGAAUAUGUAUUCCCAGUACACUCCCAGUCCAGUCUCUAUGCCUGUACCGGUUCCUGUGCCUGUGUUCCUUCCCACCACCCUGCAGGGGGCAGAACAGAUCAUUCAGACCAUCAGCGAACUGAAAAACAAGGUGCCCUCUGAUCCGGUGGAGGCCGACCUUCUCUCCACGGCUGAGGAGGUCGCCGAGGAGGUCACAGAGGAGGUCACAGAGGAGGAGAAGCCAGAUGUGAAGCUGGUGAAGAAGGAGCACAAAGCAGAGCAGUCCUCCAGCUGCAGCACCUCGAUAGAAGAGGAGCAGGAGGAGGAAGAAGAGGAUAAGUACGAGCCCGACCUGGACCUGGAAACAGACUUCCCUCAAGCCUCAGACCCUGUUCCAGCUCCGGAGAGGAUGGACGAGGACAUGAGCUUUUCUCUACCUCCAGUCCGGUCUGAGGAGAAAGAAGAGUCGGAGGAGUCGGCACCUCGACCUCAGCCCAAGAAACAAGGGAACAAGAGGCAGGCAGUCCAGAAGAGUUCAGAUUCAGCCUCAUCCUCCUCUUCCAAAUCAGCGAGCAAACCCUCAGAAGGACCAUCGCUGCCUCUCAAAGCUCGCUACGGCAUCAAUGCCUGGAAACGAUGGGCACUGUCUCCUUCUGACCAAUCAGAUGACACCAAAGUGAAGGACGACUCCAAACCCGCUCGCCCUGAAAGCAACCUGCUGUCGAUGAGUUCAGAGGAGCUGAAUGUGGCUCUGUCCCGGUUUGUCAAGGAGGUCUGCAGGCCCAGUGGGAAACGUUACUCUCCAGACAGCAUCCUCUACCUCUGUCUGGGCAUCCAGCAGCAUCUUCAUGCCAAAGGCCGGAAGGAUGACUUGUUCAGUGACCCGUGCUACCAGCAGUUUGGAGAGGAGCUCAACGCGGUCUUGAAAGACUGGCAGCCCAGCGUGCUUCCUGAUGGCUCUCUGUGGGGUCGAGUGGAGGAGCAGAGUCUGUGGAGCAGCCGGCAUCUCGGGGAGCAGAGUCCAUCGGCUCUGCUGCGCUCUCUGGUUUACCUGAACACCAAAUACUUUGGCCUGCGCACCGUGGAGCAGCACCUCCGCCUCUCCUUCGUUAAUGUCUACGACCCCGACACCGUCCAUCCUGUUACCAAGGAGACCACCGUCUGCAUCCGUGUGCCUUCCAUUUCUCAGGAUCACCAUGUGCAAACACAGUCAAGAAAGCGAAAGCGUAAAUUGGAAGAAGGCGAUCGGGACAACAGCGGCGGCGACUCAGGAGGCUCUGCUGUUCGCUGCCCGGUUCAGAAGCAUGAGUGUCGCCUCUAUGAGCUCUACAGAUCUAAGUGCCCGCCAUCGUUGCGGGAGCGCCUCGAUAUCUUCUACGUUCAGCCGGAUCCGGCCUGCAGCCCCGACGACCCGCUGUGGUUCAGCUCCACGCCUCUGGAGAGACAGAUCCUGGAGAGCCUCCUCACCAGAAUCCUCCUGGUCAGGGACAUUUACUCAGAGAAACAGCACCUGGAGGAAGAUGAGGAGAAAGGAGACGGGGGCAAAGCAGCUGGAGGGGAGUAGCGACAGUCGCUUGGACUUCUGUUAGUGGAGCCUGAACAAUCUGAAGAGGAGGAUGCGUAGGGUAUCUAAUAGUGUGUGUCCUCUUCGCUCGUCUUAUUGUCUAGUCCUCCUUAACCUCCUCACUGACUUGCUGUUUCCUCCUGGUGAGGAACGUCCACAAACAGAGGAUGAUGAAAGGUGGUGGUGAAGAGCAGCCCAAACGUUUACUUCGGCCUCAAAAAGGAAGCUAGCGGACAAAAACUUUGCUUUGAUAAACCAGACGAAGGAGCACAGGCACAGAUCUGAUCAAUACGAAGACAAGAUAAAGGAAGUGGAGCUGAGAUAGAAGACAGCGUGUUAUCAUAGUUUAAUGAGACAGAAAUUGCUGUUGUGCAUCGAUAACUUUCGAUUCUGAGAUGCAGCGUGUUUAUAGUGCUCAGACAUGCAGCUUAAAAAUAUUUAUACCUCUACCAACACAGAAUCAUGCUUAAAUAAAGUUAUCAGCGACCACAAAGAGGUACCAAGUAACGGGUGAAGGGACUAGAUGUCAAGGAGUUCCUUUCCUCUACUCCUCAGCUUCAUGACCUCUUCGCCACCUCUCUGUGGGUGGAAAUGAUGAUUCGGUGUGUUUGGGGUCAACAGAAUAACUUAAUUUUUGACUGAGUGAAACUAGAACUAUCAGAAGAGUAGGAAGAGGUGCUGCAAAGCUUAUGUGCUGUUCUUAGAAGAAAUUCACAGCUGGUAGAUUGAAAUUCCAUCUUUAAUGCAGUCUGGACUUCAGCUUGUAAAAAAAAAAAAAAAAAACAAAUGUGGCUGAUAGAGAUUUUCUCAGAUCAAAUAUCACUUUCACUUUUCUAGUAAUCAUGUUUGACCACAGUCAUCAGUGAUUCACUUUGAUCAAAUUCUACUUUUUCUGAAAGGUCCCAUAUUGUGUCCCUUUUUUUAGCCAGUUAAUGAACGUCUCUCAUGUCCCCAGAAUGCGGUUUUUCGCUCAAAGUACUGCAAAGACAGUUUGUUUUGUUUAGGUGUUUGUAGCUUUCAGUGCAGCUGAACUACUGCUGUCCACACCACCUUCAACAAGAAAACUGUUUGUGUCCAUGACUGACAGUUUCAGAAUGUUAGUGUAACACCAAGACUUUCUGUCACCUUUAACUCUCAUAUUUACAUCGAAAUAUCACAAAAGUCACGGUACAGCUGUUGCUUUAAACUUGUGCGUUUGGAAAGUUUCAGAUAAAUCACUUGAAAUCUGUAUGCUUGGUGCAGAACCACAGCUUGCAAAUGACUCCAAAAUGACUGCUGGUUUACAUGGGCGGCAUUUCAGUCACUAUUUUAUACUUGUUUUGCUGUCUGACAGCAGAAAAUUAUGUAAAUGAGAACAGCUUUAUUAGAAUUGGCUGUAUUAAAAUGCAGUUUAUGUGACCACAGAGAGCAGAAUAGAAGCUAACAGACGUAAACAAAUUUUAGGCUGCACUGAAGUACAAUAACGAAACAUUCAGAUCAGUUUCAACGCUCUCUUGAAGUUUCCACCAUGUCCCUCAGCUUUACGGUUUCCACAAAGCUCUGACCUGUGAACAUACACUCAAAGCUAAUUGUGACGCUAGCCAUAUUAGCUGCACAGUGUGCUAAUAAUACGGGUCUGACUGUAGCUGUGGUGAAGUUGCAAUCAGCAAUUGAAAUAUUGCACUGGAUCUUCAGUUCUCUUGAUGCUGGGAGCGCACGGAUACUAUCGUGUUUGCUCUUGUAGCCAACAGCAGAACAUCCGGUGUGCUUUGUGACUGAAACAUUUCAGUUAGCAGGUAAACAAACCUGGUUGGCUGAGAAGCAGCUGGAAUCAAUGAAGGGGUGGGGUUAUGCAAAUUUUUGCUUGACAGCUUUUGGUUCCUCAGCUGCAGUGUAAAAGAUCAAUAAAGUUAUUUGCUUAUGUAGACUUAAGGAAUGCCACAAUUAUAUCUUUACACCUCCAAGAAACCUUUAAGGAGUUUUAAAAUUUCAACAAGUAAAUUUUUGUAUUCAACACAUAUUUGGUUGUGUGAAUUAGUGACUCAGAAGCCGAAAAGACUGCUCAAUUUUGGUUUUAAACUGCAGUUGAGCUACAUGUUGCCGCAUUAAAUUUACCCAUGUUGUUGCUGUAAACAGGAAAUGGCACAUGUCAAAUUAUAAACACAAAGCUUUAACUUGUGCACGUUAUUUGACUGUCAGUAGUGUUUACAUGUGCUGCAGCCAAACAGAAUCCUUUCUUCUCUGCUGCUGAGAUUUUUACAGAAAUAGAUAAAUAUGCGACUGACAGACAAAUCUAACUUCCCUCGAUGUUGCGUUUUUCCACUGCACAAAGAUGGGAUUUCUGACUAUCCAGCAUGUCUUGAAAGGGUAGUAUAAGAUCAGCAGCUUCCUCCUCUCUGUUGUACCACAUAUCUCCGUUUACUGGGCUGCUUUCAUUCCCUCCCAUCGUUCUGCUCGCUGCUCUUCCUCCAUCAGUACUGCUCUCAGGCAAAACCGUUGCACCACAGAGGUCUUCAGCUCAGAGUCGGGACAGAAAAAGAGGACUUAAACCAAGUGUUUUGUCAUCGGGCUCACUGUGGUGCAGUGGAAAGGCUACCUACCGACAUGCUGCAUUUCUUUAUAGGACAUUAGGGGAACCUUCAUUCAUGCGAUGUAGCAUUACAUGCAUACUAAGCCCAGAUUGGGUUGCUUUGAUGUGUAAAUAUCUCCGGAACAAGGCGGUUAUUUGAGUCCACACAGAGGGACACUGUGUUGUUUGGCAUAAAAGAAACUCACCCACUGAAACCUUCAGCUUGAAAACUUGCCUCCUGAGAAGCCUUUUUUUUAAAACAACUGAUUAUUUAUUUCUCUUUUUAUUAGUUUGACUGUAUCUUCUUUAUGUUGGGGUGAGAUUUUUAUGGGUUUCCUUCUCACCCGCCACUCAUUGAAAAACCUGCUGCAGACCUGCGCCCUCGCCUCUCUUUUCCGGUAAAAGGUAUCGGUAAAGGAUCCUGCUAAACAUGAAGGACGUGGAAGCUCAGCAAUCUUCUUUUUUUGAAUUCUGCAUUUCUCCUCGUGUUUGUAUUCUUAGAUUCCUUUCCACUUGAUUUAUUUUAAAAGCUGAGCACCUUUUAGUAAUGUCCUGUCUUCAGAGCUGUUGUAGAGCGCUAGCACUGCAAAACAAAAGCUUUUAUUGUGAAAGAUAGAUGGUUGGACUUUUUCUUUUUCACAAACUAAAUGUGUUCUUUUUCUACAUUAGUCUGUGAUCAUUUUUUGUAUUUUCUUUUUAUUUAUGUCAGCCACCCCCCAACCUCUUUUUUUUUUUUAAACUUUUAUUCAUGUUUUGUUUUUGAUUGUGUCAUGAAGUUAAAACCCAUUUUUACAAUGAUCUGAGGACUUGUUUUCUGCUUCCUAAGAACUUGGAGAAUGCUUUGAGACGUUUCCACAACCAGUCCUCAAAAUAUAAGGAAGAUGUUGAGUUUGACACCCCACGAACACAAUCUUAAUGUCUGAAAUUUCUCACUGAUUUAAAAACGUGUUCUCUGUGCACAAUCCACAUGACUGCUCCCCUCUCCUGACUGAAGUGGAAUUAACUGGUGAACAAGGUCAGGGAAUACACUUUCAGAGUUUUAUUUUCUCUAAAGAGCAGGUGUUCCUGUUAUUUUUCUACACCUGAUUGCAUUUAAUGGCCUAGAACUGCAGUGUAACAUUUCAGGAACAGCGCUAGUGGAGUUGGACGGAGAACAUCGGUCAGGAUUUCUGACACCGGAUCAGUGCCAGCCUGAAAUCCAAACCUUUAAACUUGACAGUGGAAGUUGGAGCAGACCCCGGAUCAGAGGAACCCGGUUAACCUGGCUGAUUUUUCCUGCUGGACUCAGAGGCAGCAUCCAAACCUGCCACAGGUUUGGACCUAUAGUAGACGCUGUGGCCGGCUCUAAUGCCUAAUGUGAAUGUGCCUAUCUGUAUAUACUGAAAGUGAGUGAUUGUGAGUCUGAUGCUAUGUGUGGGCUGAUCUGCUGAUACGGUCAUGUUAAAUAAAUGAUUUCAUUUUCUAACCAGA
This is a messenger RNA of Acanthochromis polyacanthus (spiny chromis), 8348 nucleotides long. RefSeq names its product zinc finger, MYM-type 2 (gene zmym2). NCBI's taxonomy places the organism in Eukaryota, Metazoa, Chordata, Actinopteri, Pomacentridae. Gene Ontology annotation, molecular function: zinc ion binding. The record is from RefSeq and is a predicted model, not a curated record. The transcript has 25 exons. The coding region runs from base 161 to 4330 and encodes 1389 amino acids.